Messenger RNA from Astyanax mexicanus (Mexican tetra), 3898 nucleotides. RefSeq names its product CLN6 transmembrane ER protein a (gene cln6a). The coding region runs from base 146 to 1042 and encodes 298 amino acids. The record is from RefSeq and is a predicted model, not a curated record. The transcript has 7 exons. NCBI's taxonomy places the organism in Eukaryota, Metazoa, Chordata, Actinopteri, Characiformes, Acestrorhamphidae.
UGCGGAAGGCCGUUGUUUGGGAGCGAUGUUGAAUUUGAACUCAGCUGAUCAGACGGAGCAGCACUGAGAGCUACAGCCUGCAGUUCCAUAUAUAUAUAUACUGUAUUGUAAACUGUAUUAUAUACUGUACUUAACUAUCUAAACCAUGAGGAAACGGGGCAGAGCGGAGGCACCAGUCUCUUCAUACCUAAGCUCUAUUGGAAGAGAGAAAGCAGCUCAAUCCCAACCCCAGUCCCAGUUUCAUGUUGAUCUCUGGAUCUACUUCACGAUACAGAACUGGAUUCUGGACUUUGGAAGGCCUAUUGUGAUGAUUUUACUCCCUGUGGAAUGGUUUCCCCUGAACAAGCCGAGUGCUGGAGACUACUUCCAUAUGGCCUACAACGUCAUUACACCAUUUCUAUUGCUUAAGCUGAUGGAGCGUAGCACCACCACAUUGCCCCGAUCAGCAGUGUACCUGAGCAUCAUCACCUUCGUCAUGGGUGCUAGUAUCCAUCUGGUGGGAGACUCCAUCAACCACCGACUCAUUCUCAGCGGUUACCAGAACCACCUGUCUGUUCGAGAAAAUCCCAUUAUAAAGGAUCUGAAGCCUGCCUCACUGAUUGACUCCUUUGAGCUCCUGUAUUAUUAUGAUGAGCACUUGGGUCACAGCAUGUGGUACAUUCCAUUCUUCCUCAUCCUCUUCCUUUACUUCACUGGGUGCUUCACACAAGCCAAAGAGGAGAAGAUGCCACAGUCAGGUUGGCUGCUACUGGGCCCAAGUGCUGUUUAUUACUGGUACCUGGUGACUGAAGGACAGAUCUUUGUUCUGUAUGUCUUCACGUUCUUCGCCAUGGCUGCCACAGUGAUGCGACAGAAGCGAAUGGGUUACAUGUUGGAUAGCAACGGCCGCUUUCUCCUCUAUAACUUCAUCAUAACUCUGGGAUUGGUGGUUAUUUGGGUUAUUUAUCUGUGGAAUGAUGCUGUCUUACGCAAAAAAUACCCCAGUAUCAUCUAUGUACCAGAACCUUGGUCAUACUACACGUUACACAUCAAAGGAAGAUAGGAUACUUUGGGACAUUAGCAUGAGAUGGAAGUCUGAGAGUUUAUUCUGCUCCAAAACAUCCAAAAGUCCAGAGCAGAGUUUAAUAAGGUUAGGGGUGUUACUGAAGCAUUCUGUAGAGGAUGUGAUGUCAUUGUGAUUAAGGUGCAAGUUUAAUGAAUGAAAAGGUCAUUUCACAGCAAAGAGAAUACCGGUAGUAUGUAGCAUACUUUGUGCUUCGCUCAGUUACAUUUAUGAAGGAAAUUUUCAAAGUUAUAUUAUAUAAAAUUACAAUGAAAAUAAUUUCUCAGACAAUAAAUCAUCUGAGAAAAGGUUAUCAUGACCUAUGCAGUGUUUAAUGCACUAUAAAAUGCUGCUUAAUUUAGAUAGAUAUAUAAACAGACAGACAGAGAGACAGUAAUAGAAAGAUGCUACUGUAAAAAUUGCUCUUGUAACAGGCAGCCUCCUUAAGCGGUGUCAAACUAUUUAUCAAUAAAUACAUUUAGGUCUCACAAUUAUUACAGAACCAGCUUAUCACACAAUAAAUGGACCUCAAUUAUUUUUGCUGACAUAAGUAUUGGCCAUUGUGUUUACUUUGUAAAGUUAGUCUAUUAAUGUCAGUAAGGCGUUAUGUCAAAUUAGUUUAAAAGCUGGUUUUCUUUUGUUAUUGUUUUAUUUAUUUAGAAUAUUUUAACAUUUUCAAAUUCCAGUUCUAACAUUUAAAAAUAUCUGUUGUGAUAUUAUAUUAUUAUCUUAAUAGCAUAAAAUGGUCUUAAAAUAACAGUAUCAUUUUUUUCUGGGAAAAUAUAUUAUCCAAAAAAGGUUAUUGUGACAGGGCUAAUUUUUGUAUGUUUACUGUUUUUUUUUUUUUUUUUUAAACAUGCAAUCAAAAAAAUGAUUUUUGAAUUUUGAUUUUGAGUUUCUUUAGAUGAAUUAUUUUAUGUCUGAUUUGAUUUGUUGCUGUGUUUAGAUUUAGAAGGUUGGAAUUUCAAGAGUUACAUGUAAUUUAGCUAAAACUUUUAUUGGAAGCCACAAAUUAUUAUGUUAAGUGGUACGUUUGUGUUUUAAUACUAUCCUGUAUGAUAUUUUUUUUAUAUAUACAGCUCUGGAAAAAAAUUAGACACCACUUAAAAAUGAUGAGUUUCUUUGAUUUUACCAAAUUGAAAACCUCUGGAAUAUAAUAAAAAGGAAGAUAGAUGAUCACAGUUAUCUACCUAAGCUGAACUGCUUGAAUUUUUGCACCAGGAGGCAGUAAAGGCAUAAAGUUAUCUAAAAGCAGUGUGUAAGACUGGUGGAGGAGAACAUGCCAAGAUGCAUGAAAACUGUGAUUAAAAAACAGGAUUAUUCCACCAAAUACUGAUUUCUGAACCCUUAAAACCUUUGAACACAAACCGCAUAUCUUACAAAACCAAAGACAUUAUUAACUUUCAAUGAAAGUUAAUGUAGAAAAAAGAUAAAAAUUAAAAACACACAAUUUAGAUACCGAUGAUAUUUACAUAUUUAACAUAGAGGUAAUCAUUUUAGGCUCCACUUCUAGUGCCACAAUAGUUAGGCAAAUGAAUAUGCUAAGCUAAGAAGUUAAGAGUAUCCUCUAUUUAAUAAACUGAACAAUUGACAAAUGACAAUCGUUUUAAUUAUGUAAAUUACGUUUAGUAAAUGUAUAAUAGUAUAACUUAAACAUAAAAAAUUUAAAUGUAAAUAAAAAUAGGCCAGAAAUAUUAUUAGUUACUGAUUUUUUUUAUUCCCUUAAAAUGAAUAUCUUUAUUGGCCAUAGCCACAUACGUUUCAUAUUCAUUUAGUCUAUUCCACUGAUCUUCUCUCCUUUUUUGCAGUCCUGUAUGCGGUUUUAACACAUGCACUGUAUUGUAUUGUAAUAUGCUGGGCAUAUUUAUGAAACGUGUUAUCAGUUCAGUGUUCAUAAAGUGUUUGGUAAUUGUAAAGUAGCACAUGCACUGAAUGUUUGAAUUCAUCAAACAUGUAUAUGGUGUCUUUUAAUGUGUAUAUUUGAUUACUUUGCAAGCUUCAUGCAUCAGUAUUCCUGAUCGAGCAACAUGAAUACAAAUCCUAAAUGUGUGAAGUAAUGUUUGUAAUGUUUUUGUAUUAACACUCUGUUGUAAAAAUCCAGUGUGCAGUCCCAAAUCAGAAAAUCAGGUUGAAAAAAUAAAAAAUGCAUAUAAAAAUGCAGUGUUUCUUAUAUAUAAUUAGACUUUUAUUUGAUUGCAGACAGCAUGAACUCAAGAAAUGCAAUGUUGUGUCUGUUUAUUCUUUACUUUAUAUGUUAAUACACAUCCAUUCCUGAUUUCAGUGCUGCAACACAUUCAAAGAAAAGUUGGGACGGGGACAAUUUAUGACAAUUUAUAAUUAAUGAGUUAAAAAUAAUACAUGAUCAUUUCAAAGAUUUUAAACAGGCAAGGUGAAUUCACGCAGUACACUGGGAUCUUAAAGCAACAUAUGCUGCCUUCAGGAUGACAUCUCUUCCAGGGACAUUCAUGCACUUUUCAACUAGACUAUGUGACUGUGGAUGAACAGGGUACAGCUAGUGGACUUGCCUGCUUGCAGUCCUGACCAUUCUUUAUGAUAAAAUAAUGUGAUAAAGUAAUGAUAGUGUGCAUGUAUUUACAGAGACUUGACAUUUUUGUAUAUAUUUUAUAACUCCUGAAUAGGGCAAUUAAAUAUACUUAGGCUUAUGGUCAGAAAUAUACAGCUCUGGAAAAAAUAAGAGACCAAGUCUCUGAAUCUUUGCUAUUGUUGUUUUGUUCUAUAAACUAUGAACAAAUUCCCCCCCAAAAUAUUGUCAUUUAGAGCAUUUAUUUGCAGAAAAUGAGAAAUACCUGAAACAACAAAAACAAGACUUUAAAUAACGCAAAGAAAACAAGUUCA